AAGCUGUUUGUUUGAGUGUUUAAGAACUUCCUUAUUCUUUGUCUGAAAUGGCUGCUAGCUGCAGGUGGAACAGCUUCAACAGGAGAAAUUGAGGAACCAACUCUUCUGAGAGGAGGGAGACCCCUGUUCAAAUCCUUCCCCCUGCCCUCCACCUGAGCAAAGAAUCAGGGAUUGAGCCUCUGCCUCCCACAUCCCAGGUGAAAUUAAAUGACUUGAAAAUGGAUUCAUCUUCUCAUGGGUUCCCAGUGACCAUUUUAGAACAAAUUGCCGCACAGCUAGGAUGCAGUCCAGCAGAUCAGAAACUUGCUUUGCACUUAGAUGAAGAAGAUGAGCUGAAACACCUCCGUGAAUGUUUCCAUAUUCCAAAAGUCAAGGAUUUACCUCCAACUGACUCAACUUUAGUGAAUGAAAAUGAAAGCUGCAUAUACUUUGCUGGGAAUUCUCUUGGACUUCAGCCAAAAAAAGUGAAAGCUUACCUGGAUGAAGAGUUGGAUAUGUGGGCUAGAAGAGGUGUUCAUGGCCAUUUCAGUGGUAAACACCCAUGGGCUUUAGGAGACGAGUGCAUCGUGGAGCUUAUGGCUGAUAUUGUGGGUGCUCGAAAGGAAGAAGUAGCCUUAAUGAAUGGCCUGACGGUUAAUCUGCAUCUCCAGAUGUUAUCUUUUUUUAGCCCUACUCCAAGUCGUUAUAAAAUUCUUCUAGAAGCCAAAGCCUUUCCCUCCGACCAUUAUGCUGUUGAGUCUCAGCUUCAGCUUCACGGACUUGAUGUGGAGAAAUGCAUGCUCAUGAUACAGCCACGCAAGGGGGAGGAGACCUUGAGAAUUGAAGAUAUCCUUGACAUAAUUGAGAAGGAGGGGGACUCUGUUGCUGUAAUUUUGCUGAGCGGAGUGCAGUACUACACAGGACAGCUGUUUGACAUCCCCAGAAUAACAAAGGCUGGCCAAGAAAAGGGUUGCUAUGUUGGCUUUGACCUGGCUCAUGCUGCUGGUAAUAUAGAACUUCAUUUACAUGACUGGGGAGUAGAUUUUGCCUGUUGGUGUUCCUACAAGUAUUUAAAUUCUGGAGCUGGGGGCCUGGCUGGUGCCUACAUUCAUGAGAAACAUUCCCAGACUAUAAAACCAGCUUUUUUUUUCGUGUUAUGUUUUAGGCUAAUAGGCUGGUGGGGUCAUGAAUUCAAAACUAGAUUUCUCAUGGAAAACAAAUUGCAACUAAGUCCUGGAAUCAAUGGAUUUCGGUUAUCAAAUCCUCCAAUUUUAUUGGUCUGUGCACUGCAUGCUAGUUUAGAGGUCUUUGGUCAAACUACAAUGAAAGCACUAAGAAGGAAAUCCAUUCUGCUAACAGGUUACUUGGAGUAUCUGAUAAAGCAUUACUACAGUGAGGAUAAAGCAAAUCCAGAGAAACCCUUUGUAAAAAUAAUCACACCACCUCAGACUGAGGAAAGAGGAUGCCAGCUCACACUAGUUUUUUCUGUUCCAAUCAAAUCUGUAUUUAAAGAACUGGAAAAAAGAGGAGUAGCUUGUGACAUGCGAGAACCAAAUGCUCUUCGUGUUGCCCCAGUUCCUCUCUACAAUUCUUUCCAUGAUGUACACAGAUUUAUUGAAAUCCUGGGAUCUGCAAUUACAUCUGCAAAACAAGCAGCAAACAAUGCUGCAACAUCCUGAUCUUAUUGAUGGCUCAGCUGUAUCUUUUAAUCUAUUUCUGACUAAGAUGCAUUUAUUCUUCUGAGCAAUUCUGUCCUUCUAGUAGACUAGGCUAUAUUCACUGCAAUUUGCAACAACAACAAAAAAAGGGAGGGGGGGUGAUUGAAUAGUUAUUUAUAUCAGACUGUACUUUUUAUUAAAGCUAAUAUUUCCUCUUGA
This is a messenger RNA of Gopherus flavomarginatus (Mexican gopher tortoise), 1856 nucleotides long. RefSeq names its product kynureninase (gene KYNU). Gene Ontology annotation, molecular function: kynureninase activity; pyridoxal phosphate binding. Gene Ontology annotation, biological process: NAD+ biosynthetic process. The transcript has 15 exons. Gene Ontology annotation, cellular component: cytoplasm. The record is from RefSeq and is a predicted model, not a curated record. Lineage: Eukaryota; Metazoa; Chordata; Testudines; Testudinidae. The coding region runs from base 219 to 1658 and encodes 479 amino acids.